Messenger RNA from Penicillium canescens, 3099 nucleotides. RefSeq lists its product as uncharacterized. Bases 1 to 3099 code for a protein of 1032 amino acids. The transcript has 3 exons. NCBI's taxonomy places the organism in Eukaryota, Fungi, Ascomycota, Eurotiomycetes, Eurotiales, Aspergillaceae. The record is from RefSeq and is a predicted model, not a curated record. Gene Ontology annotation, molecular function: protein binding; ADP binding.
AUGGAUCCGUUCUCCAUCACUGCUGGGGCGGUUGGGAUUGCAGACGUAUGCUUGCGAGUCAUCAUUUUUCUGAAAGACGUCCCAGGUGCGGUUGCAGCCAUUCAACAUGAGAUCAACGUCUUGGUUGCAGAGGUGGAGUCAUUAAGGGUCAUUUUGUCUUUGGUCAAAGAAACCUUUGAGGGAGAUAUAAGAAGUCCCACGAGAUUGUCACUUUUGAAAGCCUCCAACUUUGAAGAUCUAUCGAAAGGCUUUCGAAAAGGCAUCGAGUCAUGCUACGAUCUAACAAUAAGGCUUGAGAAAGUCACCAAAGAGGUCUAUGGAAAGUCUGGCUCUACCGUGACUGGAAAGGUUGAUGGAUUUAUGAAAGAGAUGCGUAGACGGGACAAGGCUCCAGAUCUCGGAAGACUUCGUGAGGAAUUAUCCGCCGAAAAACACAACCUUACACUCCUGCUUAAUGGAAUCAGUCUAUACAAUCAUACAACUUCUCAAGGAACGCUGAAUCAAAUAUCCAAGGAUAUCCACUCUGUUGAUCGGAAUCUCAAAUCACAAAUCGCAAUACUUGAGAGUCGCCUCACACUACCUGGAAAUGAAGACGAUAACGAUGACCAGGAAGAUUCCAUAAAAUUGUCGACGAUAAGACGACUACGGAGGUCUAUCCGAUCGGUUGCUACGGCUGUCUCAGCCACCACUCCAAAUGAAUUUUUCGACAUCCCUCAGCCUGUCCGCAGCUUUUACACAGGCCGAGCCCGGUACAUGGAAACAUUGCAAAAUAUACUUGUAGCCUCCACGGUCGAGGAGCAAGACUCUCGGCAGCACCGUUUUGUUAUUUACGGCAUGGGCGGAUCUGGAAAGACGCAGUUCUGUUGCAAGUUUGCAGAACAAAACCGGGACAGUUAUUGGGGUGUGUUCUGGAUUGACGCCACAUCGCAUGAACGGAUCAAACAAACCUAUGCAGAAAUCGGAAAACAUGCAAAGGUAGAGGCGAGCCACACUGCUGCAAUGCAUUGGCUCUCCAACCGAGAAGAUCGAUGGCUCCUGAUAAUGGACAAUGCCGACGACCCACAAAUUUCACUCGACCAAUACUUUCCCAGAGGUGACAGAGGUCAUGUUAUCAUAACAACCCGAAACCCAUCCCACAAGGAGUACGGAAACGUUGGUCGUAGGUUUUUCAAGUUUGAAGAUCUGAGCAACGACGAUGCCAGUGCCCUUCUUCUACGAGCGACAACAUUGGCGGAGCCAUGGGACGCUGAUUCUUCGUCAUGGGCGAACACAAUCACCCGGCAGCUUGGCUGCCUUGCACUGGCUUUGAUUCAGGCCGGUAGCGCAAUCCGAAAUGGGCUAUGCACGCUGAAGAGUUACUUGGUCUUUCACGACACGGAAUGGGAACACAUCCGCCGUAUACGGAGCGCAUGUAUUGACGUUGACCAUGAAGACAAGUAUUCGAGCGUACACGCUACAUAUGAGAUCUGCUACAAAGGCAUCGAAACCAAAGAUACUCAAGCCUCCAGAGAUGCUAUCCAAUUGCUCAAAUUGUUCUCGUGCUUUUACUACAAGAAGAUCCGAUUCGAUAUCUUAACAAGGGCAAUCGCCAACUGUGAGAAAGAAAGACUUCAGCAGGAAGAAGCGGGACAGGAAGAAAAAGGCCACCCAUCGGAUUGGAAUCAGAGAUACAUAGAACUACGUUUGCUCCUACUGGUCUUUCUCAUGAAGGAACGUGGCCGUCCUGUAUUGCCGGACUUCAUACGACAGGGGCAAGAAUCAGAGACCCUAGACAUACCAAGAAUACGCUAUGCUCUAAGAGAGCUGACUCAAAUGUCUCUCAUCACGCACGAUGAAUCAGAUGACAGCUAUUCGAUGCACCCUCUUAUACACGAAUGGGCGCGCAAGAGGCCCGACAUGAGCACAAUAGAACAAGCUGUUUGGUCGCACGCUGCAGCUACCACGCUACUUCAUUCGCUUCUUCUCCCGCCUCUCGGCAAUACCGAGGCAGAGGAGCUCUUUCGGGUCAGUAUUCUCCCACAUGUCGAUCAUGUGCGCACAUUACAAGCAACAGCGACACACAAGACCCUGGAAAAACGGAAAGGCCGCAAGCCCAGGUUCUUCGGAUUUCUUGAUUUCCUCUGGGUGGAAUCAAAGUUGGACCGGGCACAAGCAUUGCGUGACGCAAAAUUCAGCAUGGUGUAUGUCCAAAACGGGCGUCUGAAGGACGCCGAAGAGCUACAGUCGGGGGUAAAAGUCUUUUUGGAAACUUUCCUCGGCCCAAAUCAUUCUUCGACCCGGCGUAUAACACUUGUCUUGGCAAACACGUACCGAUACCAAAGUCGUGGUGACGAAGCAGCGGAUCUGCAAGAAGCAGUCUUAAACGCAUGCGUGGCCUCUCUGGGACCGGAUCACGUUGAUACUCUGACAACAAUGGACGUUCUUGGUCAAUCGAGAUGGCAGCAAGGGAGAUUCAGCGACGCCAAAGUACUACAGCAGCAGGCCGUCGACGGACUUCUCAGAUUGCGAGGCCAAAUGCACGAGGACACUCUCACCGCAAUGGGUUACCUUGGUCGGACGCUAGGCAAGUUCUACGAAAAUUAUGACAAUGCGUUUCAACUACUCGAAACUUCAUAUGCCGGGUUGAAAGGAAUAUUGGGACCCGCACAUUUCAAGACCCUGGAAGUGAAAGAGGAGAUUGCUAUGCUGACGGUACAAGUUGGUGGCGACUUAUCCGUUGCUUCACAAAUGAUGCAAGAAGUGCUUGAAUCUCGCAAAGAGAAUAUGGGUAGGGAGCACCCAUACACUCUCUUCGCGAUGGCAAGUAUGGCAAGAAUCAACUUUGCUCUGGGUCGAUAUUAUGAUGCAGAGGAUCUGCUUCGCAGUGGUCUGGAGAUCGCAGAUCGAAACCUUGGCGAAGAUCACAUUGGGACUCUUAUGGGAAGAAGCUGGCUGGGCGCCGUUCUUGCGCAUCAGUCGAGGUUUGAAGAAUCAGAAGCUACACUUCUUCGGGUGAUGGAGAAGCAGCGCAGCAUCUCAUCGUAUCGUGGCGAAAAUCAUCCCGAUCGGUUGAGCGCGAUGAUUCAGCUUUCAUUGUGCUAUAGGCUGCAAGGAAGAUGA